This is a messenger RNA of Aptenodytes forsteri (emperor penguin), 872 nucleotides long. RefSeq names its product ras homolog family member H (gene RHOH). The record is from RefSeq and is a predicted model, not a curated record. Gene Ontology annotation, molecular function: GTPase activity; GTP binding. The transcript has 2 exons. Gene Ontology annotation, biological process: small GTPase-mediated signal transduction. Lineage: Eukaryota; Metazoa; Chordata; Aves; Sphenisciformes; Spheniscidae. The coding region runs from base 297 to 872 and encodes 191 amino acids.
UGCGGCAUCUGGAGGAGGCCAGCUUUAACACGGGAUUUGUCCUGAAGAAAAUACUUGCAGAGGAAAAAGAAACGUCAUUUGACUCACUGAAGAAUUAAAACUGACAGCACCACAGAGCCGUGUGGGAGAAAAGGGGAUUUUAGACUCAAGUGACACAAUCAAGCCUUGAGAAGUAAAGAGAUUUGAAUGGUUUCUCACCAAAUGGAAGUUAUCUAGAGAGCCCCCGAGACCGCUGCAUCCCUCCAUCCCACUCCUGCUGCACCCAGACAGUGCUCUUGACCCUGGACAUUAAUAAAAUGCUGGAUUCAAUCAAGUGUGUCCUGGUGGGAGACACCGCGGUGGGGAAAACAUCUCUCUUGGUACGUUUCACCUCCGAGACUUUUCCAGAUGACUACAGACCCACUGUAUAUGAAAACACCGGAGUGGAUGUCUUCAUGGAUGGUGUACAGAUUAGCCUAGGUCUUUGGGACACAUCUGGCAGCGAUGCCUUCAAAAGCAUUCGCCCCCUCUCAUACCAACAGGCAGAUGUAGUAUUAAUGUGCUACUCAGUGGCAAACCACAAUUCCUUUCUGAACCUGAGGAACAAAUGGAUCGGUGAGAUACGCAGCCAUUUGCCCCGCAUCCCCAUUUUGGUAGUGGCUACUCAGACGGACCAGCGUGACACGGGGCCCUACCGUUCCUCCUGCAUCAGCCCGAUAGAUGGGAAGCGGCUCGCCCAGGAUGUGCGAGCCAAAGGCUAUUUGGAGUGCUCUGCCCUCAGCAACCGGGGGGUGCAGCAGGUGUUUGAGUACGCCGUGCGGACAGCAGUCAAUCAAGCCAAAAGGCAGAAUAGGCGAAAGCUCUUCUCCAUUAACGAGUGCAAGAUCUUUUGA